CUCUUAUAGGAGUAAUUACUGUCCUCUGCCUUCCUCUCGGCCUUUCUCCUUCCUCUUGCUGGCGGUGCUUUUUUGAUCUUCCAUCCUGACCGAGCUUCGAUUUCAAGCCAUCUCUCUCUCUCUCUCUCUCUCUCUCUCUCUUUCUGCGUGUGACUGAGGAUUCUUCUUCUGCUUCUCCAUCGUCUCUCCCUCCCGGGAAGAUGGAUGGAUAGGAGUGAGUACUUUCCAACUCUUUAAUCAGAGUCGACAAUGGCGACGCUGAGGAAUCUGAAGAUAAAGACGGGUACUUGCCGGCGCAUAAUAAAGGAGCUCCACUCGUACGAGAAGGAGGUGGAGAGAGAAGCCUCCAAGACUGCCGAAAUGAAGCAGAAGGGCGCCGACCCUUACGACCUUAAGCAGCAGGAAAAUGUGCUUGCUGAAUCAAGGAUGAUGAUUCCGGACUGUCGCAAGCGAUUGGAGGCUUCUUUAACUGAUCUUAAAGCUACUUUGGCCGAGCUGGAGGAAUCGGAUCAGAAGGAAGGGGUGGAGAUCAAGGAGGCUCGAAGCACCAUAACAGAGGUUGAACAUUUUUUUGAGACCACAGAGGCCUGAAAUCCGGGAUCACUAGUGUCAGGUCUUGUAAGGUCAAGAGUUUGAUCUGCCAGGAAUUCAGGUUGUAGUCCCGUCAAAAGAGCACAACAAAGAUUGCAAGACUAUUGUGCUGUGUGAGUCAAUGGCUAUGGUGAAGCAUUUCAUGGAUUAUUACUCUUCUGUUUUGCCUAAUUUCGGUUUGGCCCCUGUAGGUUGAGGAUAUACACAAAUUGCCUCCUGUAGUUUUUAAGUUGUCUCAGAAUGCCCAUCGAGGCUUGAGUGAC
This is a messenger RNA of Punica granatum (pomegranate), 854 nucleotides long. The record is from RefSeq and is a predicted model, not a curated record. NCBI's taxonomy places the organism in Eukaryota, Viridiplantae, Streptophyta, Magnoliopsida, Myrtales, Lythraceae.